Messenger RNA from Orbicella faveolata, 3175 nucleotides. Its product is annotated as solute carrier family 23 member 2-like. NCBI's taxonomy places the organism in Eukaryota, Metazoa, Cnidaria, Anthozoa, Scleractinia, Merulinidae. Gene Ontology annotation, cellular component: membrane. The record is from RefSeq and is a predicted model, not a curated record. Gene Ontology annotation, molecular function: transmembrane transporter activity. Gene Ontology annotation, biological process: transmembrane transport.
GACUGAUUAUGUUGUACGCUGAAUUUGUUUUGUCUCUGAUUCUUCAUUUGUUGCUUUUGUUAUUCUUGAAUUACAUCAGAAAAUGUCAGCCGUGUUAGUCAGUUACCCGAAAUCCUUACUUCGCUCUAAUUAUUGUUGUACUGAAUUUACUGUUUAAACUCAAUAUUUGUGUGCUCCGUGACAACAAACAUGCAGUGCCCUGUUUCAGGCAGUUAAACUGGCGAAAACUAGCAGUAGAGAGAGAGAGAGAGCAAGUUAAUCAGAAUGCUUAUCACCUUAGAAAUUAGAAGACAGCUAAUGACAAAUGUUGAAAAUCUAGAAUGUACAUGUUUGAUCAGUAUUCUCUGCUGUACUGAUACGACAUUACCAAUGAACGGUCGCAACUGCAUUAUUUUAAUUUGUUUCUCAUCAACUAGAGAUGUUAACUAAAGUAUGCCGAUCGCUUAGACUUCGGUUUUAGAGCGAUCUUAGUGAUAUAUUACAUUUUUACCUGGCACCACAAUCUUAUCCACAAUCGCAUUUAUAUGCGAGUUUCGGCUACCAACAAGAAUCUUAUCUUAUGCCGUUCUAUUGCAUAUUUUUACUGCCUCAUGUUUUAUAUUACCAUUACACUCUUACUUUAACAAUAUCCUAAUUAAGAUACUAAAUGAAUGAAGUGAUCUAUAUUUCCAGAACUUAGGCUACUUUAUUCUUUUUGUGCAUGGUACCCUCGAAAUGAAAAGUGACGCCUGAAGCGUAUAAGAUGUUUUCAAUCAACCCUUUGUUCACACGGUCAUCAACUCGGGCGGAAACAGCUUAAAAAUGUAAAUUAGUUCUGAAAAACGCACUUGGGAAUAACUAAUAAAGAGUAUUGCAUUGCAUUGUAUUGUACAGCUUCAAACAUCAAACAAUUAAAGUAGCUAUCAAAAUCAGAAUUCGCAAUUAUCUAAAAGAAGCUUCUGAAGCUCUACGUAAGACACUUCUAUUAGAAUGUUGGCAAUAUUUUCGCUAGUGUCUCAUUGUCAAACUGACUGUUGACGCUCUAUAUCCAAGUUGAUUGGCAGUAGCAUCCGUCAUGGGCGCGGUUGGCUGCCAUAGACCAAUAUGGCUCCUGCCAAUAUACAAUAGAGACCUUUAGAUCCACCUUUACCGCAAACGUCUAACUGCGAUUUGAGGUUAGACGUUUGCCGUUCGUUGUUCAGACGUAUAGUCGAUUUAGAUUGGAGUAAAUUGGAGCGAAUGGGAAUCAUCCUGUCAGUGCAUUGGAAAUUGUGAAAAUAACGCCAAAAGUAGAGAAAUGAAGGAUCAGUGCCUUUCUACAAACAACAACAAAAGGCUAGGAAGAAUCUCAGAUGAAGAGGAAGGAAGGCUCAAGCCUGGCUUACUGUAUAGAUGAUACCCCGCCAUGGUACCUCAACGUUGUGCUGGGAUUCCAGCAUUACUUGACGAUGUUCGGCUCAACACUGGCCAUCCCUUUCGUUUUAGCCAAGCCCAUGUGUUACGAUCAGAAUCCACUGGCUACUAGUGAGAUUAUUGGCACCAUAUUUUUUGUGUCUGGAGUUUGUACUUUAUUGCAAACCAUUUUUGGAAACAGGCUUCCCAUCGUUCAAGGCGGCACGUUCUCCUUUCUUACCCCUACUAUAGCUAUUCUCAGUCUCCCUCGGUGGACAUGCCCCUCUGCUUCACCCACAGGCCUAAACAAUUUUACUACCAUCGCAUCAUUCGUCAACAACACCACUGCAUCUCCCAUUGAUUACACCGACAUAUGGAAACCGCGGAUGAGGGAGAUCCAAGGAGCUAUCAUGGUGGCCGCUCUGUUUCAAAUUGUGAUUGGCUUCUCUGGUUUGGUCGGGUUUCUGCUUCGUUUCAUUGGACCGCUGACCAUUGCUCCCACUGUGACGCUGGUUGGACUCUCAUUGUUUCAAGCAGCUGCAUAUUUCUCAGGUAUCCACUGGGGAAUUUCCGCGAUGACCAUGGUAGUUAUUACAAUCUUCUCUCAGUACCUGAAGCAAGUCAAAGUACCUUUGCCUGCUUAUUCAAGACAGAGAGGGAUGCACUUGACCAGAUUUCCCUUGUUUAGAUUAUUUCCGAUCCUGCUCGGAGUGGUUUUCGCCUGGAUUAUUUGUGCUACUGUGACUGCAGCCGGCGGAUUUACUGACAAUAAGAACAGCACACAGUACCGCGCCAGAACAGAUGCAAGAAUAUUUGUGCUGACUGAGGCUGAGUGGUUCAGAUUUCCAUAUCCAGGUCAGUGGGGCAGGCCCACAGUGAGUGCCGCUGGCGUGUUUGGAAUGCUGGCGGGAGUAUUGGCAUCUAUGAUAGAGUCAAUUGGUGACUACUACGCAUGUGCGCGACUGUCGGGAGCUCCGCCGCCUCCAAAACAUGCCAUAAACAGAGGCAUUGGAAUGGAAGGUAUAGGCUGCCUUCUUGCUGGGGCCUGGGGCAGUGGAAAUGGGACUACUUCUUACAGUGAGAACAUAGGAGCAAUUGGAAUCACAAAGGUUGGAAGUCGUCGUGUCGUGCAGUAUGGCGCUGUAAUAAUGAUGUUUCUUGGCAUACUGGGCAAGUUUGGCGCCCUUUUCACCACUAUCCCAGACCCUAUAGUUGGCGGCGUAUUCAUGGUGAUGUUUGGCAUGAUUACUGCUGUUGGUAUUUCCAAUCUUCAGUUUGUUGACCUGAAUUCUUCAAGAAAUCUCUUUAUCCUUGGUUUCUCACUGGUGUUUGGCAUGGCGCUCCCGUAUUGGCUGUCUCAAGAGCAGAACAAGAACGUCAUACAAACAGGUGAGCCCGAGAUUGACCAGAUCAUCACAGUGUUAUUGCGAACCAAUAUGCUGGUCGGUGGAAUCGCGGGCUUUGUACUGGAUAAUACGAUUCCCGGGUCACGUGAGGAACGAGGCAUGGUUGUGUGGAACAGCGAGAUGACGGAAGUUGGCCACAGAGCUCAUGUUUAUGAUCUUCCAUUUGGUUUGAAAAAGUUGAGCUUUUACAAUUUUGCUAAGUAUGUUCCCUUUCUGCCAUAUUAUGGUAACGAAGAAACUCCUGCAGUAGAAUUAAGAGAGGCGAAAAAGAAGCCGAGCGGCUUUCCUGCCACUCUGUGACUUUAUUUCAUGCACUAAUUCAGGUACGCCAUGAGACUACCAUGGCUUUAAGGACUGCUGGACUAAAAUAAAUCACUGUAUAGUAGACGUUAUCACCA